AUGUCCAACCAAACAACCAUGACCGAGUUCCUCCUCCUGGGGUUCUCUGACAUCCAGGAGCUGCAGAUCUUACACUUUGUCACGUUUCUGACAGCAUACCUGACAGCUCUGAUGGGGAAUUUCCUCGUUAUCACAGUUGUAACUCGCAACCACAAGCUUCAUUCCCCCAUGUUCUUUUUCUUGAUUAAUUUGUCUCUCCUGGACCUUGGCUCCAUCUCAGUGACCGUGCCCAAAUCCAUGUCCAAUUCCCUAUUGAACACCAGGUUGAUCUCCUACUCUGGAUGUGUAGCCCAAGUGUUUUGUCUCUUCUGCUUCUUGGGAGCAAAUUUAUCCCUUCUCACGGUUAUGGCAUAUGACCGAUAUGUUGCCAUCUGCAAACCACUGCAUUAUGAGAUAAUAAUGAACAGGAGAGCUUGCAUCCAGAUGGCUGCCUGUGCUUGGGCUGCUGGUAUCAUGUACUCUGCACUGCACACUGGGAACACCUUUAGUCUCCCCUUCUGCCACUCAAAUACCAUCAACCAGUUCUUCUGUGAAAUACCCCAGCUGCUCAAGCUCUCCUGCUCUGACACAUACCGUAGAGAGCUGGCAGCCCUUGCCUUCAGUGUGUUUCUAGGUUUAGGCUGUUUUGUUUUCAUCGUUGUGUCAUAUGUUCAGAUCUUCACCGCAUUGUGGAGAAUCCCCUCGGAGCAUGGCCAUCAGAAAGCCUUCUCCACCUGCAUUCCUCACCUUAUUGUGGUCUCUCUGUUUCUUUCCACUGCCAGCAUUGCCUACUUGAAGCCAGUCUCUGACUCCCCAUCCCCUCUGGAUCUCCUGGCAGCUGUUCUGUAUUGUGUGGUGCCUCCAUUGAUGAAUCCGGUCAUCUAUAGCAUGAGAAAUGAGGAGAUCCAAGCUGCCCUCAAGCAACUGCUCCACAGGCUGAUCCUCUCCAAGAACAAGAGGGAGGCCGAUCUGAGCCAGGAGGGCUCAGGGCUGCAAGAAUAA
This is a messenger RNA of Alligator mississippiensis (American alligator), 981 nucleotides long. Its product is annotated as olfactory receptor 14C36-like. The record is from RefSeq and is a predicted model, not a curated record. Gene Ontology annotation, cellular component: membrane. Gene Ontology annotation, molecular function: olfactory receptor activity; G protein-coupled receptor activity. Gene Ontology annotation, biological process: G protein-coupled receptor signaling pathway. Lineage: Eukaryota; Metazoa; Chordata; Crocodylia; Alligatoridae. Bases 1 to 981 code for a protein of 326 amino acids. The transcript is spliced from 2 exons.